Messenger RNA from Meleagris gallopavo (turkey), 18851 nucleotides. The record is from RefSeq and is a predicted model, not a curated record. NCBI's taxonomy places the organism in Eukaryota, Metazoa, Chordata, Aves, Galliformes, Phasianidae.
CCGAACGGCUGCGGGGAGCGAUGUGCUGCGGCCGGAGGGCAGCGGUCCUAGAGAGGCUAAUGGUCCCUUGCUGUGCUGUAUGGUGAUGGCAGAAAUCUCCAGCGUGCUUGGUUUUUUUAAGGGCCUACACUUUACAUACAGGUUUUCGCAGUUCCAGAAGCACAGUGUGGUUGCCCACCACACGCAGUGCGCAAUCCUUCCUGCCUGGAAGCUGGCUCAGGUGUUGAUGAGCCUUGAAGAGUACUGACCCAGUACAUUGCUGUGCGCCUCUCAGGCCGUUAGCAAUGCAGGGAGCCAUCGCUGCCUUCCUCAUGCAUCUGCCUGAAGAGUGUGCUUGGCAGUGUGUGGCUUGUUUGGUCCCCUGGAGCUUCACAGUGGAAAUCCAUGUGAAAUUACCAGUGCUUUAAUACACAGACUGGCAGUUUGUAGCUCGUAUGGUUAGCAGGACUUAGCUAGGUGCAGUCUAUCCAAACACAUCUGCGUGCAGUCCUUUACAUGCAGCUUGGGGAUUGACCUCCAUCACACACAUCCUUAGUACUUGCUUUCACUAUAACACUAAUUAGAAGAGUAACUGCUUGUGAAAGGAAUCUUAGGUGGAGAUUUUUCUAGAUUAUAGCUUAAGCGUUUUGAAUUUACUUCAUUUUUUGAACAUACAUUUAAAUAUCUGAAGUUCUUCAGCCACAGUUGAUGAUAGCCUCAUGUUUUUGCAUGGUCAUCAAGAGGUCUCUUCAUAAGACAGUGUUUUCAGGAAACUGUGAGCUUGCUGAACACCUGACAGCUGUCCUUUUGCAGUGACUGGGAGGCAGGAAACUGCUGCUUUUGUGGAUCCUUAGUGUAGAAUGCAGAAGUGCUGGGAUCCCUUCCUCUGUUUGGUUUGUAGAAAGGAAACAGUAAUAAAAAGGCAUUUGCAAAAGGCACUGAGAGUGCCUGCUUAUAUACCUGCUUUCAUAAUGCUGGAGAUUUACUGUUCUGGAUGUGAGUAGGCCUCAAUUUGACCUUGGGACAAGAAAGGUCAUGCACAUUCCCAUAUGUGUCCUUACUGUUAUGUGAGUUCUCUGACAGAAAUCUGUUGGUGAAUCACUGCUUGUGCAGACAGCAGUAGCUUGCUCUCUUUGAACAAAUCCUCUGAGGCUGCAGAUUGUAGAGGGAGCCGCAAGUCUAAAGGACUCUGAGGUUUGUACAGCACGUUUGUCUGCAUGUCCACACCGUGGUCCAUGCAAGUUUUUGGAAGAGAAGACAACUACUGAUUUCACUCAUUGCUCCCAUCUGCCCGUGUUUCUGCGGUUGUGUUUGUUUUAUGCCGUGGAAGAUUUCUUUCUAAGAUGAUAGUCGUGGCCUUGAAUGUUUCAGUUGAUUUUUGUUUCAGAAGUGCUAAAACCAAUGUCAUUUGUUUCUACUCACAGACCUUGUGUGCUCACUUGACCCUGCAAAAGCAUCUGCUUCUUAAGAGCAGAAACCUGUUGUGUCUUGCCCAGACAAAGAUUUACAAGGCAGCACAGAAACCUUCUUUAUGUCACUGGAACAGUGUUCUUACCUCAUUUGAUGCCAUUUGUUUGUUCAUUUGAUCUACAGUCAGAAGAAUAUGAGAAAAAGAUACAAGAGCAAGUAGUACAAACUGCAAGGGGCUGAUGAAACUAGGUUGCUUUUUUGGGUUGUAGUCUAAGAGCUCAGGAUUAGUGGAUUCAAUUCUGCUGCUUCUGAAUUCAGAAGCAAAACUACUGCUAACUUUAGUGUGACCUGAAUCAGAUGUUUCAACUCUGUUACCAGAACAGUAUUUAUUUACUCAGUGCUUUCUGAGUUAAGCUUGUCUGGAGACGUUGAGUGUGAUCAUAGCAAUAGCCCUGCUGACUGUGUACUUGUUCCUCAUUCUGCUGUUAGUGUUAUGUUUCACACGUGCACUGCCACUGAUCUUUAAAAAAAAAAAGUGGAACUUUGUUUUCUUGCUUUGGAUAUUGCAGCUUAUAUAAAACAUAUUGGAAGUGCAAAAAUCACUGACAGAAGUGCUGUCUAAAGGUUCCUCUUUGGUUGUUAAUAUCAUAGCAGCUUCCCAAAUCUUUCUUGAUGCUCUUCUGGGCCUCAGUUAUGGCCUCAGAAUGGGAAAUAAAAAACUAAUCUAAUCUUUACAUCACUUUUUAGAAAUUAAAUCACAAAUUCUGUAAUGCUUGCACAGGCUGUCCUGAAAAAGAAACGAAUACAGCCUUUCUUUGCACUGCCCAAACUUUCUUUCGUAAGAUAAAAGGAAGUCCCUCAGUCAACCACUUAUAUUAUCAUUUCUGAGUCUCUAAACCCUCCGUAACUGUUUUUCCAACAAGCUACUGUGAUCCCAGAAAUGAAGCUCUGAGAAAAACAGUUACAAUAAAUGCAUGUGCAGUAUUUGUACUGGGCAUAAGGUCAUCAUAAGAACAUUCAGGAACAGUAGUGAGCUGCCUCAUGCAAAGAAAGUCCAAACAAGCACCUACAAAAUAGGAAUAAGAACUGUCUCCCUUUUACAUACCAAAGGACAGACUUCAUACACAACCAGGGCACAUGGUAUUUAUGGCCUCGCAGGUGUUGACCUCGAGGACCCCAAGGAAAGUUUUGUAUCUCUGUGUCUCUGAGCAGAGGAUGGAUCAGUCUGUGAGUGGAACUUGUGUUUCAGAGCAACAGGGCUCUGAGCCCUGCUCAGUAGGGUGCCUGCAGCUGGCAGUGUUGGCUGAAGGAAACUUCUCUGGUAAUGUUUUUCUUGUUGAGAGCAGCGGUGCAUAUGGGUAAUAGUCCCAAGGGAAUUUACCUGUUUUUCUGUUUUCUUUUAGAAACAACUGCUUUAAAGAUCACAGUUUAUUCCUUUAUACAAAUCCGAGUACCGACGUGUUGUGGUUUCUGUCAGAACAAUGACGUGACCUCCAUUAUACUGUGUAUAUUUUUAAUACUGCUUACAGCACUCCUGCACACAUAGAGUGGUUUUGUUCCUAGAAGUUUGAUUUCUCAUACCUGAUAAUUCAGAAGUCCUUUUUUUUUUUUUUAUUCCCCAGCACUUUGAACAAUUAGUUAUCCCUGUGCAAACUGAAAGUAAAAUACGACUCAUAACCUCUGAGUGGAGAGUCUGAUUUGGUAGUCCCACAGUGCCCCAGUGCAGGAAUAGAUAACCAUGCCAGGUACCUGGCAGUAGAGGAGCAAGUCGUAAGCCCAUAAGUGUAGGUUGUCACUUCUUAAAAUGUGGAGAAUACAUAGUACUAGACUACAACAUGCAGUAUCUGUUUGAUGGGGAUCAGUUGUUCCAUGGUCUUUUUCAUCCUCUACUCUCCCUGGUUUUACCAUGGAACUAAUACACAUGAACCACGUGGAACUAGCAUACACGGUCCACAGCCACAAGCAGGGAAGCUGUUGUGUAUUCAAAACUACUCUUCAUCAGCUUGUGCUAUAUUGUGUCCUCUGGCUGGCAGUGAUGCUGCUGGCAGUGAAUGGCAGCCUUCUACAGUGAAAGGUCCUGAGGCACUCUUCUUCUGUACAGUAGAGGAAGAGAUACUUGGCUCUCAUUAUGAGCUGCUUACUUUGUGUUUUAACACUGAUUCAGUGUUGUGCUGUGUUGAGCAGAACACCAUCAUAAUGUCUGUGGGACAUUUGCUCUAUAGGGGACCCGUGAGAGGUGGGCCCCAAAAGAGGAUACAUUGCUGUUAUUGUUAUGUGUUAUCUUCACAAUAUUGAAAUAUUUUGGUCUCCAAGCUUUAGGAUUCAUGUUGUCAACUACAGCGAUGGCUAAGUCAUAUCCCUCGUGUAUAGUGCCUUGUGCUUUCCAUACACAGUGAAUCAUUCUAUUAUUGCAGUCAUGUUUGCUUUUCCUCAGAAGUUCUUGAAUACCAUUUCUUUAUUAAAAUAAAGCAAAACAGUCAUCCAGUUGAUUGUUAGACUGCAGUCAGAAGCCAAGCAGUGGCACUGAUUUUCUUGCUACAUUUAUAAAUCAGUGCCUGCCAAAUACCAGCAAGUUGAUCAUAAGUAUUUCUAUGUGUCUUAGCAGUUACAUAGCUCAGCCUCUUACCAGCCUUCUGCUAGAAAACUCUCACAAGGAAGUCAUGGAGGGAGACAGUAAGUUAAAUGAAGGGUCACUUCAAGUUCUACGUUGCAUUUUCUGAUUUGUAAUAAUUUUGCAUUAUCAGUGCCUGCUUCACCGUGGCAUACAGUAUAUGUGUCAGUUCAGUGUUGUUAUGCAUUUCACCUGUUUGAAAUAGUAUGUGUUGAGGAUUUCUGUAUUAAAAGAUGGAAUUUUAAUUUGUAUUUCUGGUCAACUUCUCUAAUUUGUAUUUCUAUUACAGAUUGUGGGCAACAUAUUUACACACUCACUUCCCUGACUUGAGUGUUAGCUCGCUUUUGAUCUUAUUUUCCAUGUUUACUAUUUAAGUGCACUUAAAGCCAUGCAAAGUAAAAAAAAAAAAAGUGUAGAUUACAUUUUUCCACAUUAUUAUUGCUGGUGGUAAAAAGCAUAAGGCAAAAUUGUUUUAUAUAUAUAUGAGAACGUGGAUGUAGAAAUUGGUUGUGAGGCAGUAGUAGUAGCUGCCAGGAGAGAAUUUAGGCAGUGUCUCAAUACCACUUGUAUUUCAGUGCUUUCUGAUGAUACGUUUUUAAAAAGAACUGGAGUACUACAAGCAACCACAGGCCAACUGUGCUUCAGCUACUGGCUGUUGGCACUGCUGCUGGAACUCCUCUCAAAGGGUAAGGGCAGUUCUCUCUCUCACACACACACAAACACACACACAUGUGCACAGGAGGCAUCCAUGAGAUAUGCAUGCUGGCGUUCUAUGCGUUUUGAUCACAUAAAGAUUUGCAGUUAUGCAGUGGAAUAUUGAAUAUAAAAGUAAUCCUGAGGAAAUGCAUGAGUCUCACAUAGGUAAUAAUUCUGCUGCGAUUUCCAGAGGCCACAGACAUUUUUUAUAUCAUGAAUUCAAUCUCUCCGUCUUCACUGACACUCACAUGACACUCAUAUGCCAUCUUUUUUUCAUACUGACUUUGACCUUUUCUGUACUAUUGACCCCUUCAUUUUCUUAUGUCACAUAUGAGAAGAGGUCCAAAACGUGGAUGAGAUUUAGCUUAAUGUGUGCUUGGAGAUAACUUCAACAAUCUGAACAGGUAGAUGGUCAAAACUAUUUUUAAGAGCUAAUUAAUUAAUUCAUCUUUCUCAAGAGGGAACAUUUUGAAUAAAUGAGUAACACUGAGACUGUUCUUCAGUUUUACCACAGAGCUUUUUUCUCACUAAGCUAGGUAGGUCUACACAUUGAAUUACAAAAGCUGAAUUAUGUCACAGCAGGCUGGCAACAUUCUUGUAGAGGUUUCUUUUCUUUCACAUGGUACAGGAUUUAUUCUAAGAAAACAGUGAAAGCAGUGCAGGUAUUUCCAUCAUAAAGGACUUAGUAUAUUAUACUCUUGAAUUUGGCAGUAUAGUAGUACUUCUUACCAUAGCAAGGUUUGGGAUUCUUUUGCUUUUCUUUUCUGGCACUGUGCCUGUCAUGCAGAUUUGAAGAAGUUACCAGAGCAGCAGUGCAGACAAUUGCUGAGAUGCAUGGAGCAUUUUUUCCAGUUUGGAGCUCUGUGACUACUUCUGGAGCAUCUCGGCCAUUUGCUGAAGUAAUCGUUUUUGAGGUUGAGGUGCCUUGUCUUCUGUGGGAUCCACAGCCUGCAGGAGGGCAGGAGACCUCCACAUGAAAGUUGUAGAGUCCCUGGGAGCAUUUGGGGUCAGAUUCUCUUUGCUCUGUCAUGAUAGACCAACACAGUUGUGAUUCUUCAUAAAACUCAGUUUCUCUGAACGUAGAAUCAUAGAAUGGAAUCAUAGAAUGGCUUACAUUGGAGUACUCUUGAAAAAUCAUCUAGUUCCAAGUCCCCUGCCAUGGAGGAAUCACUUUUCCAAAAAGCUGUAGGCAAGUCAUCUCUGCCUCCAAAUACUAUGAUGUUAAAAAAAUGUAACUACCUAAUGAGCUAACUACUUAUUUUUUAAUGAGUUUUCCAGCUGCUGUGUUUAUGACCAUAAGUGUUUAAAACAAGCCAUCUUUUUCAUUUCUGAUCAUUAAAAUGCAGCGAUGCAAUAAAACAAAACUGCUGUUUCCUGUUGUUUCCUGUCUGUGUUUUUUGUACUUCACCCUUGAUUUCAGAAAUCACCUCUGUCUAUCAUCAGUUGCACAGGACAUUCAAAAUUCAUUUCACAUUGGCAUUUGUGUGUUCUUGCAGUUUGCUUUAGGUGUUGCUCUGGUUCACAUCAUGGUGGUGACUCAGUGUCUGUGUAUCUGCUUUGAGGGUUUCAUCUCUAGAGGGUGAUUUUUGAAUUGCCCAAAAAUAUGCUUUGAUGUUUGGAUAACAUUGAGACAUUUAUUUUUACAGAUUAUUUCCACUGCUGUGCAGAUCUGUACGUCACCAAAUCCCACUUACCUCCUCAUAUUAAGGGUAAUUGUAGAAGUAAAGGUUAUUCAGAUCUCUCUUGUAGGCCUUUUUGUGUGGCUGAAUUUCAUUGUGUUUUGAUGGAUGCACACUUCUGAAGAUCAAACCUCUCCUCAGAUCUUAACCUAAUACAAAACAACAUUAUAAUACAGAAACACAGCUCUAGCUGCAAAUAUAAGGACUGUAAUUUCCUUCCAAAUAUCUUCUGUUUUCUCACAGAGCUGCUGAAUGUAGGAAGAAAUGCUCAUGGUGUUGGUGAACAGUACAGUGACUGUAGAUGAGCUCUUUUCUAAUGACAUUACCACCACACUGCAUGGCCAUCAUACAGUGAUGGUAGCUCAUUAUUGAGGAAAUAUUUCUCCAUAGCAACAACCCAAGGGAUUUCCUUUAGGUGUUUCUGCACCUUCCAUGUAACAGUUGCCAUUUCUGGAACACUAACAGACUUCAACAUACGAAUCAAGCAGGAAUCUUUCUCUCCUGAAGUAUGCUGGGCAGGUAUUACGGGUUGUUAAGCCUUCCAUUGCUGGAAGUGAACUUCAGCAUACCAGCUAAUUUUAGAAGAGCUCACGUCUCUAACAUACAGGGAAUGUAGUCCUGUAAAUUUAUAUAUCCAUUGCAAGUGUGCAUUAUCAUUUUAGUGACUGGAUAACCAAGUACAGGCAGUUCAAACAACAGUCUUGGAAGAAGAAAGGUCCCAUAUUUGAAAUAAGGAGGCACCCCUGGGGGUAACCAAUUACCUAUCAGUCUUUGGAACUGCUUGGCUACAUCUCACCCAUUCUGACUAACACUGCACAAAGUCACAGAACUGUAGAGGUUGAAAAGGAGCUCUAGAGAUCAUCUAGUCCAACUCUCCUACUAAAGCAGGUUCCCUAGAGUUGGGAAGAAGUCUUGCACAAGAAUAUACUUGUAAUAUACUAAUACUUGUAGAAUAUGGAUAAGUGAAACUUAUUAGCAGCAGUGGUUUCCUGUCUCAUUUCCUCAGGGACUUUCUUUUUAAGAUUUUUUUCUUAAAUAGGACAAGUGGUUUCAGAGAGUGGUCAAAAAAGGCUGUACCUUACCUUGUUGAUCAUGGAGAAAUUUGUACCAUAGGAAGACUUCCUGGAAACCUAUAUUCUUUGGAAAGAAUAUUCCCUAACAAAGGGAGAAGAGGAUUCAGGACAUUUCUUCCUUGCCUUUUAAAAUAUACUGAAAGCUACAGAAUAAAUUAUUUCAGUUUCAUUAAUAAACAGUUUUCUACCUGCUUGCCUGUGCAUUCCUUUUAGUACACAAGAUGAAUGAGGCACAUAUGCCUGAUUGCUUACACAAGAUACAAUGGGGGGAUGAACAUUGUGAUAGGAUACGUUUAUCAAAUAUUAGCAUCUAUGGCUGAAUGCAGGGAAACAUCUCAUUUAUCUUGCUAUUAAUCAAGAGAGCCUACUUCAAAUACUGAAUUUCUCCUUACAGACAAGUGGAGAGGACUUUACAAGGAGCUCUUUGGAAAACUUGACUGACAUGUCACCUUUUCUUUGUAUGCAGGUUGAGCAUCUGCAUAAGGAUGAUUUAACAGUCCUCUUCAAGAGGAUGAAAAGCCGAGUUUUAGAAAGUUCUAAGGCCCAGGGUGAAUCUGCAGUUUAUUAUACUUGUUAAAUAAUAAACUUAACAAUAUGCUUACCUAUAACUUAACCGCAGGUGUCCACAGUUGGUACGUCCUCCCCAUUGGCAUUCCCCCUUAGCCUGUCUGUCAGUCAGAGCAUGAGUUGACAAGGUUGCCUCUUCGGCCUGCUUGCAUGUUUAUUUCUUGAGUAUCAAAUAAUUAUUUGGACAAGAGACAUGCUUACCUUUGUCUUGGUGUAGCAAGCACGAGAAUUUUGUCUCUUUUUCUUUUUUUUUUCUUCUUUUGUCUGCUGUUAGGAAAUGGUUCUUUUCCACCUCCAUUAUUGAAUUGUUGGUCUAGAACGCUGAAAUCGUACAGUUUAGUUGGAAGAUUAAUGAGGUGUGAUUUCUUUCUCAAUUUAAAUUCUAAAAGAAGUCACAAGAUUCAUACACAAUUUAUUACACUUCGUAGUUUGUUUUUGGUGAAUAUACUUUGUUUUAAUGGGGUAGGUGUAAAGGGUCAUUUGCCCUUUUAUAUAUGGACAUAUACUGUGUAACUAAUAUUUUCCUUCAUUACUUUUAAAUGUUUACCAAAAGCAUUGUAAAUGCUUUGUCCAUAUUUAAAUGUAUUUUGACUAUUACAUGUAACAAUGCUUUUUAAGCUUGAAAUUGAAUCCCCUGCAGUUUCAUCUCUUCAAAGAGAUGCACAUGCAUAAUUUUAUGCACCGUGAGUAAUCUCAUUGGCUUCAAAGAAACUGCCCAAUGCAUGAAGUUGGUUGAGUCUUUUUAGGAACAGGGUUUUUUACUGUGUUGAAUACUCAGAGGUUGGUAUUGUUAUCUUUAUUUGAAAAACAGAAACAAAUGUUUAUGUUAGAAUUCCAUUUCACUCACUUGACCAAGAAGACUUGUAAAAAGUGAACUUCAAGAGAUAGAGGAGAAUAAUGUGUAACUACCAAUUUGACCAUGUCUUCUUGACUGUUGGCUCCAUGUACACACACCACCUCACACAUCACAUUUUUUGCUUGUUUUUUUUAAUUAUUAUUUUUGUAUGUAAAUGCACACAGGCAUACACGCACACAGCUUCUUGGUGGACUGUGCUGUUGAUAUCUUUUCCUAGGACUGAGAUGUAAUGCUGUGGCCUGAACUCCAGCUACUUGCAUUGUAGUUCUCUUUUGUGUUCGUUCUUGGGCAUGGCUGUUUCUCAAAAGUGGAAAAAGGGGAAAUAUCAACUGAGGAAAACCAAGCAUUGGAGCAGGGUGCAUGGGAUAGCAGCCUAUACCUUUGGAGGUUUUUAGACUGGACAGAGCCCUAGUCAAGUUGCUCUGAACUCAGUGUUGUCCCUGCUUUUAGAAAUAAGAUGGGACUCAGUAACUUUAUAGGUUCCUUUCAGCUUUUCUGUGAUUCUGCAUUGAGGUAUAUCUUCAGAUGUAAUUUGUAGAACAGCAAUCACCAGGUUUUUUGUUGGUAACUCUGUUUUCAGAUCUGAGAUUGAUUUUUGCAAUGGGAAGUUGCACAGGGGUUCCAGCCCCAGAUCUCAGCCUCUCAUUUGAGGAACUGCAGAACAUACAGUGUUGAAUCUCCAGGGUGAAAUUAAGCACUUCAUGCUUAAUGCUUAACAUGUUUAGUCCUUGGAGCCUGACAAAGAGUAUAUAGUUCAGGGACUGCUGAGGGUGUCCUUAGGGAUGGAGAGGUUGGGGAACCAUUUGAAGGAGGUAACAGUAGAAGUGGUAGCCUGCACCUGAGGAAAGCAUUCUCAAGCAUUUCUCAGAGUAUGUAUUAACAGGCAGCAGACUUGGCAUCACUUGGUUUCUGUGCUUUACCUUCGCUCCUGCCUCCCGUACAGUCUGUUUAGAUACAUUCUAAAGAGUUUUUUGAGCACAGUCCCUGCCUUCAUCCCUCUCCCUACUUCGGUUAUCAUCUCCCAACCAUGUUCUCUAACUUCCCUGAAGUAUGCCCUCUGUACUGCAGUACUGUCUGGAAGUAAUUUUUCCCUGUUUAAGUAGUAUUUAAACUCGAUAGGAUUGUAUGGCACAGAAUGAAACAUGAAAAAACAGCUUUCAAGGGUUAGCUUUUAAUUUUUCAAGUGGCAUAACACAAUUAUGUCCCACAACUAAGUCGUUCCUCUUUGACUGUUUCAUCUUAUUUGUAUGUUCGAAAAGAUUCACUGAGAUGCCUCAUAUUUUAUUAAUGAGACCAGUAUUAGGGAUUUCUAGAAACUACUUAUGUGAACAGCAAGAAGGAUAAGACAUAUUUAUCUACAUCUGCUGAAAACAUCUGAUGUACUGCUCCUGUGAUCAUCUAGUGAUAUUAAAAAAGGGAAGCUAAGCUUCCUAGUAUGCAUGUUUAUACUCAGUAUAGGAUAAAGUACAAUAUACUUCAUGAUCUAUUAAUAUCAAUGUUUUUUCUGAUGUGGUAAUUAUUUUUGAAGAAGAUUAGCCUGGAGCUACUUAAUCUCUUGGCAAGUUGUCUAAAAGGUACAGUUUGGGGGGAUGACAGUGACUGUAGGUAAGUAUUGCAGAAGACAGAACUUAUUCUCAGCUAUUUCAAGUGAUUUUGUUCUGAUACAACUGUGUUGAACUUCAUAUGUUGGCAUGCAGUUAACGCAUUUUUGUAGGUGGACCUAAGGGCAGACCUUCAGAUUAUGAACUUCCUGAGAUUUUACUCUGAAAAUCCUACAACAAGCCAUGACAUUUAAUGAAGAAGUGUUGAGUUUAGUAUUCCAGCUCCCCAUAAUGAUUACAAGUUAGUUGAGUACCGUGUUGUUUUUUCCACUGUUGCUGCAGAUGCACACAGUAGGGACUACUGUUUCCUGAGUUCACAAGAAUGUAGCUGUCAGAGAAUGUGUAGGGAUAGAUUAUACUUUAGGCAACACUCAGAAGAGGACCAACCCGCUCAACCAUAAUAGUGCCCCCUAAGCUUUCCAAAAUUUUUUCCUGACCAUACCUGACCAUUUCCUACACAGUUGUAUAAUUAUUCCAUAUUAAACUGCUGAGUUUGAGGGAAAAACUACAUUUCAUGGUAGCUGGGUUUAUUCUAUGGAAAAGAAAAUUCCUGAACUGCUUGAGGGUGAAAUACAAGCAUCAGUAGAAACUUUCUACGUAUCUGAAUAUAAACAUAAAAGCAAAUAUAUUUUCUACAUUGCGUGAUCCAAUGUCAGAGCUAUGGUGAUAACACUCCUACAGCUUUUUUAUUGCUGCUUAUCUAUCACAUCAUUGCAUCAGAAGAAAUCUGCUGAUGUGUCUUCAUGAAACUGAACGCGCGUUAAGUAGGGCUUGCAGCUUAGUGAGCAGUGUGUGUGAGAGCAACUCAUCACUCUUCCAUCCUCAGCAGAUAGGCAUUUUGAGAUCCAGCUAUAUGUUGCUGCCAUCUUUCAUACAAACAAGAUUCAUUACUGACAUCGUGCUUUUCUUUCUCAUUUAUUCCUGAUUGACACAGAUUGCAGUAGAGGAGAAACGGUCCAUGCCCUAGUAUGAUGGGAUCAAACACCUUCAUGGUGUUAAGUGCUAUGUUAAAUGCAAGGUAAAAUGCUGCUAUUGCCUAAGGAGCAUUCACAAAAGCUAACUUAAACGGAGUGAUGAUCUUGGUUGGCAGCCUCUUGUCAAUGAAGAGAGACAGGUUCCUCCAGGCAACAGGUAAAUUAGUCUUUUGCUUUGAAUCACUGUCUGGAAGGGUCUUCCCCUCCUCUCCACUGUCUAGAUGAAUGAGCUUCCCCAGAGUGAUGCUGUGCUUUGUGAGUCAUGUCCUGUGCUAUGAAGGUUAAGCUAAACUCCCCUGUGCAACAGCUACCAAAAUCAGUGACAUUCGCUGACGGUGGGUAUGACUCAAACAUAUUAGAAAACAGUAUUUGAAUAAAAUCGCAUUGGAAUCUUUCUUCCACAUCAAUCAAUUAUCAAGUCCUGCUGGCUGGGAAUGGGGUUUUAUCUGAAGGGUCACCUGGCACAUAAUCAAAGUCAUGUCAAUUUAAUAAACAUGCAAAAAAGUAGACUAGCAUCAAUAAAGACAACAUUGAAUCAGCAUGGGGCACCAUGCUCAGCUGUGCCAGUAAAGUAGAGAUCGCUCACAACUUAGCAGGCAAUGGGAGCAGCUAAACAAUAUUUCACAGGAAAGCAAACAAGUUUCUUUAAAAUGGCAUUUGCUUUCCUUGUGCUUUCCUUACUGAGCUGGACAGCCCCAUUUUUGAAGAUGCUACGAACUUCAAACUAAAGUUGUGCAGCUGUUAAGUUUUACAGUGAAGCAGCGUCAGCGGACAGAGUGCAGAUAGUCUCCAAGUGGUUUGUCCAACAUAAAUGUAAAUGUUAAAAGACAUUUUUGUUUUCUUUUUAUUUAUUUGUUUGUUUAUUUACUUAUUAACUAUUUGUUGUUAAUAUGACAUUUUGGCAGAAAUCGCCAUAACCUUUCAGGCCUCACUGAGGUGAACUUUCUACCAUUUAUUUGGUAAUAGCAGCUGAUACAUGAUUCCAAAAGUAAUCCUUGUGGAUGAAUUGAAUGAAUGCUUGUCAUCUUCCUGCGUAUUUAUGCUGCUGAGUUUCAGGAGAAAUGAAUUCAUGUAUUUCACAGUAAUUUAAAUUCCAUGUUGGCAGGUCCUACUAAGCCUGGGGACACCCAAUUCAAAAUCUCUCUGUUUAUGUGAAAUACUCAAAGCUACUUGCUUGUUUUUCCCGUGGGAAUAUUUUCACAUAGGAAUCUUCUGGGAAAUCAUGCAGUAACUCUUCUAUAGUUUGAGUUGAACUUUUGUGUGUGCAUCCCUUCGUGGUUAGAGUUUGGAGGGCAUGUAAUUGCUGAAGAUGAGAGUUAAUGAAUAUUUUUCUCAUAACUGAUGACUGUAAAUUCACAAAAGUAGUCUAAGUGGGAAUUUUAGUAACAUUAGAGUGCUUUAAGCUCUCCUCUGAGAAAGGUUGAAGCUAAAUCGUGAUAAAAUAGUUUUCAAAAAUUAUUUUCAAGAAUUUACAGGGCUUAUUCAAUUUACGUCCUAUCUUGGGUAACAUUAUCCUAGCAGGCCUGUUCAAAUUGGCUAUAUUUUUAGAAGAGAAUCCUCACUGAAUUACUUUUAAAAAAUGUGCAGUCUUUAGUGUAUAGAUCUAUGAAUAUCAGAGAAUACAUUUAUACAUCAACAUUUUAUCAAAUCCCUGGGAAAUGCUUUUUAUUUGCUUGGAUAUGAAAAGUAGUUGGUUAACUAAGGAUUCUUCUGCUAAGCCAGGAUUAGGGCUUUUUUGUCCACCUGUUACUUUUUAGCGUUCAACUACUGCUGUCAAACAACAUAACAUUUUAUUAUUUCUCUUCAUAAUUUGUAUUAUUAAGAGAACAGUACCACCACUCUCUUCAAGUGAGCUGUUGUCGAUCUGAACUGUAGACUGCGUUCAGAACUGGAGCAAGCUUGGUGUUCUUGAGCAGUUCUCAAUUCAAGAGAACAUACCUUCUUCCUGUGGAUCUCAUUUUAGGAUUUUUUUUAAAGGUAUACCAGAACACUGUAAAUUAUAUUCCUUUUGUUCUGCUUACCAAAGCAUUAAAAUACAGUCUUCAUACUUGAAGAGGGUGUUUUGAAAGUGAUCACUGUUCUUGGGAUGGUUAAUUCUAUUCUAACUUUCACAAGUUGUUCUGUCUUACUUUCAUAUCCAUUGUUAGAAAAAUGUAAUUACAUGAAAACAAAAUGCAUCUACUGGGUCAAAGCCCAGUAUCCUGUCUGUGGUGGUUGCAAAACCCAAAUGCUUAGCAAGAAGUAUUAAAAUAGACAAACAUAUGGUAUUAUUUUCUUGAAUAAACCCUCCCACUGUCCAGCAGUCUGUGGCUUGAAGAUGAUGCAAGAGAAAAAUGGUAUAAUUAUCUGUGUAUUUAAUAAUUCUUGCUAUACUUUCUUUUCCAUUUCUUUGGUCUAGUUGCUUUCUUGAUCCACUGUAUUUGUUGCUUCCAUAAUACUGUAGGGCAAUGAGUUGCACCAUUUAAUUGCACACUGUAAAAAAAAAAUACAAUUGUAAAUACAGUGGUAAAUACAAUUAACAGUGGAUUCUGAUUUGGUUGGUAAUGCUUUAAUUCAGAUUAUUAGCUGAGAUACGGCUGACUAAAUGUUUUUAGUGCAGAUAUUUUUUCACCAUAUCCAAUGAGUAGACGUUGUUAAUAAGGAUUAAAAAGAUUGUUUUAAACCAUAUCUUUUUUCUAUUUUUAAGAAUAUUUAGCUGGGAUGAAACUUAAGUGUCACCUAAAUGAGCCUUUCAGUGUUUGUAUGUAUGCCAGUGUAACAUGCUGAGCUACUAUAUAGUGGAUACUAGGUCUUGUAUUUCCAGAGUUCAGACCACAGUUUAGCUUAGGGUAUUGUUGUCAGGGAGGUAACAGAACUAAAGCAUCAAUUCGUAGCUGAUAUGUCUAGUGUAGGUUCAUUGUAAAGCUUCCAGGUGAAUAGUUUUGCCUGUAGGCUUGUGAAGAUGCACGCAGGCUGAGCUGUCUAAUACACAUUGUGGGAUGAACAGUCAUGUAAAAAUACAGUAAAGUAAAAUUGAUAUCAUUUGAAAUGUUUAUUUUCCAGAGCUCCUUUUGUAGGUUAAAUGCACAGCAGUGACUUUUCUCUCUGUUAUACAGAGGAGCCAAUAUACUGUUACACACCACACAACUUCACCCGCGAUCAAGCCUUGUAUGCCAGAGGAUAUUGUUGGACAGAAUUAAAAGAUGCCUUGCCAGGAGUUGAUGCCAGCCACUGGCCCUCCUUGUUUGAGCAUAAGUUCCUACCUUAUGCACUGCUGGCUUUUGCUGGGAUAAUGUACAUUCCAGCUCUGGGCUGGGAAUUUCUGGCCUCCACCCGACUGACUUCAGAGCUUAAUUUUUUGCUUCAGGAGAUCGAUAAUUGCUACCACCGUGCAGCUGAAGGACGGGCACCAAAAAUAGAGAAACAGAUCCAGUCCAAAGGCCCGGGGAUCACAGAGAGAGAGAAAAGAGAAAUCAUUGAGAACGCAGAGAAGGAAAAAAGCCCUGAACAGAAUUUGUUUGAGAAAUACCUGGAAAGAAGAGGACGAAGUAACUUCUUAGCUAAGCUUUAUCUCGCGAGACAUUUGUUCAUCAUCUUUUUAAGCAUCAUACCAAUUACAUACUUAUCCACCUACUAUGCUACACAGAAGCAAAAUGAAUUUACAUGUGCUCUAGGAGAGCCUCCGGACAAGACAAGCAGCUCCAAAUUGCACAUCAGAGUGAACUGUAAGCUGCCAUCUGUCCAGCUCCAGCGGAUUAUUGCAGGCGUAGACAUCUUUCUCCUCUGCUUUAUGAACUUGAUCAUCCUUAUCAACUUAAUUCACCUCUUCAUAUUUCGCAAGUCCAACUUCAUAUUUGAUAAACUGAACAAAGUUGGAAUAAAGACCAAGAAACAGUGGCAGAAGUCCCAGUUUUGUGACAUCAAUAUUUUGGCUAUGUUUUGCAAUGAGAAUCGGGACCACAUAAAAUCACUGAACCGUCUGGAUUUUAUUACGAACGAAAGUGAUCUGAUGUAUGACAACGUGGUGCGCCAACUGCUGGCGGCGCUGGCCCAGUCCAAUCACGAUGCCACCCCAACCAUGCGUGAUUCAGGGAUCCAGACAAUAGACCCAAGCGUCGACCCAGCAGACAUCGAUGGCAACGAGCAGCUCAUCAUUAAGAGACCAAGGAAGAAGAUGAAAUGGAUCCCAACUACCAAUCCACUUCCUCAGCCUUUCAAGGAGCAGUUAGCCAUUAUGAAGGUCGAAAAUCAUAAACCUGAAAAGCCUAAGCCUGUGCGGAGAAAAACGGCGACGGAUAGCCUUAUUGCUCCUUUGUUAGAAUCUGCUGCAAAAACCUCACAGCAAUCAUCAGCUCAUAAAACUGAAUCAAACACCGUCCCGAGCACAGGCAGUGAAAAGAAACACACACGGCACUUUUCCUUGGAUGUACAUCCAUAUAUACUUAGUAGUAAAAAAACCAAGCCAGAGAUUCCAGCCAUCCCCUCGAUGCCUACAUCAAAAAGCCAAGAGGGUGGAUUUCUAAACCAGGAAGAGAAUGUCAUAGUACACGUUACCUCCUCUCUCAAAGACACCCCUCAUCCUGCAAAAGAGAUGCUGUACUCAUCUGAGACAUGCAGAACUGUGCCUGCCGCUGGGGCUUUUGUCACAUGCAACCACAACCAUAUAGCCACGACCACAGCGACAAGUAUGACUCUGAACCCAGCCAAAGCAGAACCAGCCCCUGCGCUGAACUGCAACCCCACCCACCCUCUGCUGCACAUCAACACGCUGUAUGAGGAUCACGAGGAGGAAGUUUCAAACAUAAUCGACAAUGGGAUUCACUCCCCGACUGACGCAGGGGAAAUUCUUUCCAUCCCCACCCCUAAGCAGAUACGGCUGGCAACGUUUGAUGAACCGAUGGCAAUCGUGAGCUCGGUGGAGUACUGAAGCCCCAUGGCUGCUCUCUGGUGGCCAAGCCCAAGGCAGUGCGAGUGGAGAAGCAUCGUCGCCUUCAACACUGCACUUCACUGCAUGAGCAUGGAGAGCUUUCAUACGAACUGUAGCUCUUGGUAAUAACACCAAACCGUUUUUCAGGAUCACGUCAUGAGCACUGUCAUUUACAACAUAGAAUAAGUAAAACCUGGUGGAAGUAGACCUUUAACACCAAGACAACCAUUAGCUCUAGCUCUGAACUAUAGCUUCCUGAUUGAAUUGGUCUUAGCACAACUUAUGAACAUUAGAAGUCUGAUGGCAUGCCACAGUAAUUUUAGCGAGUAUUUAAACCGUUUGCAUUCAGAAUCACUGAUGAAAGCUAAAAAGACACAGAGGUGAGGUAUGCUUUUUUAAUGGCAGUAGUUAAAUAAGAGUUUUUUUUCUAAGCAGAGAGGGGUUGUUUUUUUUCAAUUCAGGAUUACAAAAAAGUUAUAUGCAAGCCAAUUUUUGUUUGUUUGCUUCUUUAGCUCACUGACGUUGGGCUCGAUGGAGACUUAGCUGAAAGGGCCUUACUACCACCAGCAGCAUUUAAGUGCAAAAGGAAUGGAUACAUUCAACCUCUUGCAUUUAUAAAUGAAAAUACCUGAGGUAUGCCCCGCCCUUUAACAAGCUUUUAUUGUGAUGGAAGAUGCUGAAAUAAAGAGUUUAUUUUUUUAAAUAUAUUUUACCAUGGGAAAAAAAUUACUUUAAUAACUUUUCAAACCAGGUGUUUGUUGCUUUUAACAAAAUAUGUAGAAGAGAGUCAUUGUAGCUGCUUAUUUUUCAUAGUGUAUUUAUGAACCAGGUUAGAAACUUCUAUGGGUGCUUCACUGAUGAAAAAUCUUACAGAGGUUGUUACAAAACAUCUUACAAAAUAUGAAACCAGCAAAAUCGUAUUCAAAUAACAGGAUUAAGGAAGCCUAUGAAUUUAGGUGUCCAAGCUUGGCUAGUUCUUGAUUCAGCAAACACUUAAGGCUAUGGAUGUCACUGAAAUGACCCAUAUGUUCUUUGUAAAGCUAAGUACAUACUGAAGUGGCUUUGCUGGAUCUGGACUCUAGUGCAAGCAGACAAUGGUCCUGCUGUAUGUGCUAUCAUUCUGAUUCAAUAUUUGCCUUCCUUGGCUCAAAGCACAUCUUCAUCCCCAUCUUCCUAUAACUUUGAUAUGUGUGAUUUAAUAGAAAAUUCUAGUAUAACUAAAACACCUAUUAAAAAUGUAUCAUGCAAUAACCAUUCUCAGCAAAAUGAUAGUGAAACAAAAAGUGACUGUGUUGAAAUAAUAUUACUACCAGAAUUAUGGACUAUGUGUGUUUGCAUCAAAUUAUGUAUAAUGAAUGGUAGAAGAAAUAUGCAGCACAAAUACAGGAUUGAAAUCUUGAAUUUAUUUUAAUUUAUUACCUCAGACAUGGAUAUAUGAUACCAGUAUUUAAUGAAAAUAGCACUGAAAAUAAAUACAUAUUAUUCUGAAUAGCUUAACGUGUACUAUGUCCUAGUGUAGUUACAUACAAGUGGGAUUCUGGUAGAAGCAGUAGGUGGGACGUGUAAAACCACUAUUCCCCCAUACAGUACUGCGCAGUAUUUUCAGCCCAAACAGCCAAAUAUCAAGAAGCAAACCACAGGAUAUGUAGCACAGUCAGGAGAGGAAACAGUGGGAAUGGCUGAAGGAUGGGCCUGUGACUUCCUGAGGUCCCAGCACUGUGGAGCUUUCUGUGUGAGACUGCCUUGGGGUGAGUGAGCACUUGAGCUGUUUGCCAGCUGCCUGUGGCUCAAGGCUGUAGGUUUUCUCCUCUUCUAACGCAUUUGAGGGUGCUUGGCAUCACUGUCAUCUGUCAUUUGGUAGAGCAGUGUGAAGAUUCUAAAAAACAAAUCUGUAUCUGCACAGCCAAGUCCUGCAAGCUUUCUCCUCAUGGGCACUCUGGGAAUGGAGCAUCCCCAUGAACAGACUGCAAACACAGCCAGUGGCUGCCACCUGUGGAGGCUCAUCUGAGGUCAGUGGCAUAUCCAGGCUUUGGUGGUGAGCUGAAUGCCCCCCUGCAUUAUAUUCACUCAUACACAAUCCUGUAAUUAGAAUUUUUUUUUUUUCCCAAGCAAAUUAAAUGUCUCCAAUUUGACUACCCACACAACGCACGUUCUUAGAGGACCUUCUGUCCCAUUGGGGUUAAUGGCUGCUGUCCCACAGAAACCCUUUUCUUCAGAGUACUUCUUCAGAGUGCAUUAGACAACCAGACAGUAAGGAUAAGUACCAGCAGUAUCUUUUGGACUACAUUUAGGUUGUCCAGACCUGGCAGGAGACCAGCCAGCUCUAUCUCACUCUUAGAGAAGUGCUUUUGUUGGGAUUUCUUUAGUGCACUAAUGCUUUUUAUUACUGGUGUUACUAACAUUUCUCUGUAGCUGGUAAAUGUGCAUAUACACAAACACAUCCAGGCUUCUCAAUACCAGCUAUGUAAAGUCAUAGAAUCAUAGAAUGGCCUGGGUUGA